AUGCUUAUAUGUCACUUAAUUAAUUUAUUCUGCUAUCGUCCAGGUAAGAGGAAAGGCAAACAGAAUGACCAUGACGAGGAACCGAGCGAGUCCGUGGCUGAAUCUGAGGAAUUGGGAACAGAAGCACCAGAACUUACUGUCAGAUUGGAAGAGAAUCCCAAGUGGAAAGAACUUACGGGCUUGCUGGAUGAGAUAGGCGAGGAAAGUACGGCAAGUGGAGAAACGCCUGCGAAUGUGCUGAUACUAGUCAGUGAACAACGCACCGCUUGGCAACUACGCGACUACCUGUCGACGGGGGGACGCCAAAUGCUACACAAAGGCUUCCGUAAACAUCUGGCGCUAAGGCAAAGGCUGAAGGAGGUGCGCACAAAGUUCACUACGGAGAGGGCGCUGCAGCGUGGAAAGCAG
This is a messenger RNA of Sphaeroforma arctica JP610, 408 nucleotides long. RefSeq lists its product as hypothetical. The annotation marks the transcript as partial. The record is from RefSeq and is a predicted model, not a curated record. The transcript is spliced from 2 exons. NCBI's taxonomy places the organism in Eukaryota, Ichthyosporea, Ichthyophonida. Gene Ontology annotation, biological process: resolution of meiotic recombination intermediates; double-strand break repair via homologous recombination; nucleotide-excision repair involved in interstrand cross-link repair. Gene Ontology annotation, molecular function: single-stranded DNA endonuclease activity; single-stranded DNA binding; damaged DNA binding. Gene Ontology annotation, cellular component: nucleotide-excision repair factor 1 complex.